AUGGCCUGGUCUGCUGCGCCAGCUCUAAGCAACGGCAGCUCGCACGGCAGCAGGCGCCGACCGCGGUGCAGGAUCGGGCUAUGGGCCCUGGUUGCAACGGCGCUGUCGGUGGCUACUUGCAAGACCUCGGGUGCGGUGUCGGCGAACGCGAACGUGCCGUCGGUGGGUGUCGGGGGAUGGGUAAGGCCAGGAGGGUGGGGAGCGGUGGAGCAACUCCGGGGCGGUGCGGCAGAAGGGGGCGGGGGCAGGAGCAGCAGCAGGAGGAAGCAGGCCGACAAGCAUGCCCAGAGGGAGACUCUGUACGAUGCGUACAACAUGCUGCACACGCUAGCACAGGACUUUCACAAGCCGUUCGACUCUCCGGCAGUGCUCGUCGUGGGCCACCAGACCAGCGGGAAGUCGGCGCUGAUAGAGGCCUUGAUGGGAUUUCAGUUCAACCAGGUCGGCGGGGGAACCAAGACUCGGCGGCCGAUAGCGCUGCGGAUGCAGUACAACCCAGACUGCGACCAGCCUCGAUGCUACCUAGCGCUCGAGGACGGAAAGGAGGAGCCGCGCUCCCUCCAAGAGAUUCAGGCGUACAUCGAGUCGGAGAACCGCAGGCUGGAGAGAGAUCCGGUGCGAUCGUUCGACUCGCGCGAGAUCAACAUCCGCAUGGAGUACCGCUUCUGCCCCAACAUGAUCCUCAUCGACACGCCGGGCCUCAUCCACGCCCCGUCGGGGAGUAACCUCAAUGCGGAGCAACGCGCCGUCGCAGCGGCGGCUAAGGAAGCGGAGAACUUGGUGAUCCAGAAGAUGCGCUGCCAAGACUACGUCAUCCUCUGCGUGGAGGACACCACGGACUGGAAGCACGCUACCACUCGAAACAUCGUAACUCAGGUGGACCACGACCUGUCUCGCACGGUGCUGGUGACGACCAAGCUUGACACCAAGCUGCCCCAGUUUGGCGGUGGGGAUGACCUGCAGGACUUCCUCAGAGCCCCUUCUAUCCAGCGCAUGUACCGGUGCAUGCUGGGAGGCCCGUUUUUCACCACGGUACCGUCUGGGCGAGUGGGGCGUGCCCGCGACUCCGCUUACUUCUCGAACGAAGCGUUUGUCCACGGGGUGCGCCGCUCAGAGCGCGAUGACCAGAUGCUCGUCGCGGCAAAGCUAGGACCUCAGGCCGCGCCUUCCUGUCUCCCCCGCGUGGGCGUGUCCCGCCUGCGUCGGUUCUUGGAACGGCGCGUGGAGGAGUGCUACCGGAGGAACGUUGCGCGGAUCGUUCCCUUGCUGCAGCAGGAGAUGUCGAGGGCGGAGGGAAGGCUGCUCACCACGGAGCAGGAGAUCGAUGCGCUGUCUUUGGAAAGCCUGAAGGCAUCGGCGGACGAGUACCGCGAACACUUCUCUCGGGCCCUAGGGCGCGCGAUCCAGGGUACAAUCAAGGCCCCGCCCGAGAAAUUCGGCGAGACGCUGGAGGCCGAGCAGCUGAGGGCCGGUUCGUUCAUCGAGGACUCUGACGUGGACGCGGAUCAGUGGGAGAGGUUGAUGGAGAUAGAGGUCGGCAACGGGGAGAACAAGCUGUUCGGGGGAGCGCAGUACCACCGGGCUCUCCGCGAGUUCAACUUCGCGAUCCGGCACAUGAACGCUCCUGAGGUUUCGGAGGAUGAGAUCGCCAACGCCGCCGGCAUCAGCGACAUGCACGACGGGGUGAACUUCAUGAGGGCCGCCUGCGUCAUUGCGGUGGACAAGGCGAGGACGUCGUUCGAGCCAACCCUGGACGCCCUUCGCGUGCGGACGGUGCACGUGAUGAAACGGCUUUUCGGGGUGGUGGAGCACAUGCUCAAGUCCGACGGCAUGCAGAUGAGCGACACGCACCAGAAGCCCUUCAGCUUCAUCGUGAAGCGCGUUUACGAAAAGUUCGUGGAGAAGGCGGUGGACGAGACCCUCGCCCGCUGCCGCGACGACUUGACGGCCCUCACCCGCUUCGUCACCUGGGACCUGCACGAGCGAUCCGCGGGCGCCCUCCGACGGUCUCUCCCCGACAGCUCCAUGGUCCACAUAUACUCCCUGGCGGACUACUUCAACCUCCAGCAGCUGAUGGAGGAGGCGAGUAGCUCGAGGGACGCGGAACGGACCUCUGCCGUUGUGUCGGCGCUGGUGCAGCACAUCAUGCUCAGCUGGAGGGAGCAUUUCGCGAGGGCUGUGGCGAUGAAGUUCAACUGUUUCUUCCUCAUGCCCUUCGUCGACGACUUCCCCUCCUAUCUACGCCGGGAACUGGAGAAGGUCUACGAGGGAGAUGUUGGAGAUAUCUUCGAUAUCGCGGAGGCUAGGGGGGCUCUCGUUCGAAGGAGGGAGUCGCUUGUGGCAGAGUGCAAGGCUUGCCACGAGAUCCAGGGCAAGUUCGACUCGAUCAACUCACAGCUGAACAACGCCAAGGAGAUCUACAAGGACGGGGAUCAGGACCUAGAGGCUACCGCGGCGGAGGCGGCAGCGGAGGCUGAGGCCGACGCGAUCGCUGAGCGAGAGAUGGAGGCAGCGGCGGCUGCUGCAGCGGGGGCGGCGGCGGCGGCGGAGGCGGCCUCGACCCGUGACUCUGGGACGGCAAUGACGCGAGACUACGGCGGGAUCGACAGCCUUGAGGACGACGAGAUGAUGGCGUUCAGCAGCAGUGGCGGCGGCGGCGGCGGCGGCGGCGGUUUCAGUAGCGAGGGCAACGGUGGCCGAAGCUUUUUCUCCGCGGGUGGCGGUGGGUUUAGUUCCGCCGCCGGGACUGUGGCGGGCCGGACGCCGGCACCGGGGUACGGCAGAAAUUUCUUCGCUCCUUCCGAGGACGACUCCUCCGAAGAGGACGAAGACGAAGACGAAGACAUGCUGUUUGUCAACCCGGUGGCCUACAUGGGUCCCAUCGGAGAAAAGCCUCCUCCGGUCGACUCCUUCGACCGCCGUCGCCGCCGGGGGGGGUGGGUCCCUCAGCCGCGCUUGGGAGCGGUGGCGGACCGGGAAGGUGGCGAGCGAGCAGCAGAAGAAGUCGAUAGCGAAGGUGGAGGUUAUCGGGGUUCUUUCGACUCCGCUUCUUCGGCGGCGGCGGCGGCGGCUCGGCUGAGCAAGGGGUGGACGGGGACCGGGGCGGGGGCGGGGCGAGUGGGUCGGGGGGGAGGUGGCGACGAGGCUGAGGGGGAUAUCGGCGCGAUGCGGGGCGGGUCGUCGUCGUCGACGUUGUCGACGUCGAUGUCGGUCCCCGAGGAGGAGUCGGUGCGGUACCGGCAGCGACGAAACGGUACUAGUCCCGCCGCAACCGGGGAUGCGGCGGGGGCGUGA
Molecule: messenger RNA, 3294 nt
Organism: Ectocarpus siliculosus
Lineage: Eukaryota; Phaeophyceae; Ectocarpales; Ectocarpaceae
Source: the annotation of a GenBank genome assembly